This is a messenger RNA of Seriola aureovittata, 6307 nucleotides long. RefSeq names its product glutamate receptor ionotropic, kainate 2-like. The coding region runs from base 461 to 3202 and encodes 913 amino acids. Gene Ontology annotation, molecular function: kainate selective glutamate receptor activity; transmitter-gated monoatomic ion channel activity involved in regulation of postsynaptic membrane potential. NCBI's taxonomy places the organism in Eukaryota, Metazoa, Chordata, Actinopteri, Carangiformes, Carangidae. Gene Ontology annotation, biological process: synaptic transmission, glutamatergic; monoatomic ion transport; modulation of chemical synaptic transmission. The record is from RefSeq and is a predicted model, not a curated record. The transcript is spliced from 16 exons. Gene Ontology annotation, cellular component: plasma membrane; postsynaptic membrane; kainate selective glutamate receptor complex.
AACCUUGGCUCGACGUCAGAGCCUGUGCAGCAGUGCAGUAUAAUGGGAGCGCAAGCAACCCAGAGCGCCUCAUAGGGGGCUGCAUAUCGCUGCUGUAUCCUCUGCUUGGCGCUCUCUAGCUCCUCUCCAAACCCCUCUCCAGUACACCACCUAUAUAGCCCAUGCUCGGGCUCCCCCUCCUCCUCCCCACUGGAUCCGUACCCUUCGACAUGGAUGUCCCGCCGUCCCUCGACCCGGAGGAUUGUUGUUUCUUGGCGCAGUGAAGGAGGAGAAGGAGAAGGGGAAGGAAUCAUGCCGGGACUGCUAAUGGAUUUAGGGAAAGCGCAAGUGACCAUGCCGUGAUCUUGCGCAUCCAGGGCCGCCGUCACCCUGCCUUGCCCAACGACCGUAGAAGAAUUACGGGGGAAUCGAACCCGCGCACCGGGGGGAUUAAACCACUGUGCAUUUUUUUAAAAACAACAUGAAGAUUACCUCCCAUCAUCUGAUGAUAACCAGUCUCGUUUUCAGGUCCAACCUCAGGCUGAUCCCGCUUCUGCUGCUGUUUCUUGGUUACACUCGCGGGAUGCCACACGUUUUAAGAUUUGGAGGAAUAUUUGAAUCCAUAGAGAGCGGCCCUUCCGGAGCAGAGGAACUAGCCUUUAAAUUUGCCUUGAACACAAUCAACAGGAACCGCACCUUGCUCCCCAACACCACACUGACCUAUGACAUCCAGAGAAUAAACAUCUUCGACAGCUUUGAGGCCUCCAGGAAAGCAUGUGACCAGCUUUCCCUCGGGGUGGCGGCCAUUUUUGGCCCCUCACACAGCUCAUCGGCCAAUGCAGUCCAGUCCAUCUGCAACGCUCUGGGAGUGCCCCACAUCCAGACCAAGUGGAAGCAUCAAGUGUCAGACAACAGGGACUCGUACUAUGUCAGCCUGUUCCCCGACUUCUCCUCCCUCAGUAGAGCCAUCCUCGACCUGGUGCACUUCUUCAAGUGGAGAACGGUCACUGUGGUCUAUGACGACAGCACAGGUACAGGUCUCAUUCGACUGCAGGAGCUGAUCAAGGCGCCAUCCCGAUACAACAUUCGUUUGAAGAUCCGACAGCUGCCCACAGAGACCAAGGACGCCAAGCCACUUCUGAAGGAGAUGAAGAAAGCAAAGGAGUUCCAUGUCAUCUUUGAUUGUGGACAUGAGAUGGCUGCCUGGAUCCUAAAGCAGGCCCUGGCCAUGGGUAUGAUGACAGAGUACUACCAUUAUAUUUUUACUACCCUGGACCUCUUUGCCCUGGACAUGGAACCGUAUCGUUACAGUGGAGUCAACAUGACUGGGUUCCGCAUCCUCAACACAGAAAACUCUCAGGUGUCAUCAAUCAUCGAGAAGUGGUCAAUGGAGCGUCUACAAGCCCCGCCUAAACCCGACUCAGGCCUGCUGGAUGGAUUCAUGACGACGGAUGCAGCGCUGAUGUAUGACGCCGUGCAUGUGGUGGCGGUGGCGGUGCAGCAAUCGCAGCAGAUCACUGUCAGCUCUCUGCAGUGUAAUCGCCACAAGCCGUGGCGCUUCGGAGGGCGUUUCAUCAACCUCAUCAAAGAGGCUCACUGGGAUGGUUUGACAGGACGUGUUCUCUUCAACAAGACCAAUGGACUGAGAACAGAUUUCGACCUGGAUGUCAUCAGUCUGAAGGAAGAGGGGCUGGAAAAGAUUGGAACAUGGGAUCCUCCUAGCGGUCUGAAUAUGACAGAAACUCACAAAAGCAAGACAUCCAACAUCACUGACUCUCUGGCUAACAAAUCCCUGCGUGUAUCAACCAUACUGGAGGAGCCAUAUGUGAUGUUUAAGAAGUCAGACAAGCCUCUGUAUGGGAAUGACCGUUUCGAAGGCUACUGUAUUGACCUGCUGAGGGAGCUCUCUGCCAUCCUGGGUUUCCGCUAUGAAGUGCGAUUAGUAGAAGAUGGGAAGUACGGCGCGCUGGACGAGAGCACAGGCCAAUGGAACGGCAUGGUGCGGGAGCUCAUGGACCAUAAAGCAGACCUGGCAGUGGCUCCUCUGGCCAUCACCUAUGUCAGAGAGAAGGUCAUUGACUUCUCCAAGCCCUUCAUGACGCUGGGGAUAAGUAUCCUGUACCGCAAGCCCAACGGGACCAACCCCGGGGUCUUUUCCUUCCUCAACCCCCUCUCACCCGAUAUCUGGAUGUAUAUUCUGCUGGCUUGCUUGGGUGUCAGUUGUGUGCUGUUUGUCAUAGCCAGGUUUAGCCCUUAUGAGUGGUACAACCCGCAUCCAUGCAACCCCGACUCAGAUGUAGUGGAAAACAAUUUUACGCUGCUCAAUAGUUUCUGGUUUGGAGUUGGGGCUCUCAUGCAGCAAGGCUCAGAGCUCAUGCCCAAGGCUUUGUCGACUCGAAUAGUGGGAGGCAUCUGGUGGUUCUUCACCCUCAUCAUCAUCUCCUCGUACACGGCCAACCUGGCUGCCUUCCUCACCGUGGAGAGGAUGGAGUCGCCUAUAGACUCAGCCGACGACCUGGCCAAACAGACAAAAAUCCUGUACGGGGUGGUGGAGGACGGCGCCACCAUGACCUUCUUCAAGAAGACAAAAAUCUCCACCUAUGACAAGAUGUGGGAGUUCAUGAACAGCAGGAGGCAAUCUGUGAUGGUGAAGAACGUGGAUGAGGGCAUCCAGCGCGUGCUGACCUCGGACUACGCCUUCCUCAUGGAGUCCACCACCAUCGAGUUUGUCACCCAGCGCAACUGCAACCUCACGCAGAUCGGAGGCCUCAUAGACUCCAAAGCCUACGGAGUGGGAACACCUAUGGGCUCUCCAUACAGAGAUAAGAUCACAAUAGCCAUUCUGCAGCUGCAGGAGGAAGGGAAGCUGCACAUGAUGAAGGAGAAGUGGUGGCGAGGGAACGGCUGUCCCGAGGAGGAGAGCAAAGAGGCCAGCGCUCUGGGGGUGCAGAACAUCGGCGGGAUCUUCAUCGUGCUGGCUGCAGGACUGGUGCUGUCAGUGUUCGUGGCUGUGGGGGAGGUCCUUUACAAGUCUAAACAGAACGCACAGCUGGAGAAGCGAUCGUUCUGCAGCGCCAUGAUGGACGAGCUGCGCGUGUCUCUGAAGUGCCAACGCCGCCUCAAACAGAAGCCUCAGCCGCCCGUCAUCGUCAAGACGGAGGAGGUCAUCAACAUGCACACGUUCAACGACAGGAGACUCCCAGGAAAGGAAACCAUGGCAUGAGCACUGAACGUAGCCCACCCCCCCCCACCCCCUCACUUGACAUACAUGGAGGGGGAGACAGGGUCGAAUUAAUGCUGACUUAACCACAAACUGAGGUUAGCAGUCAAAACAGGAUUCCUUUUGAACCUACUUGCUUAUGUAGACAGAUGUUUCCUGUGGAAAUAUAUAGAUACCUGAGCAGUGUCACCUCACUGUGACAUUCACUUCUUGAAGGGAGCUGGAAAGGAAGGACUCAUUUGUGUUUGUGUUGAUAAAGUAUGUAAAUUGAAAUGAUCCAAGCAGGUUUGGGACAAAACAUAAGUCUGGUCCACACUAGAGGUGGAUUUAAACACACACAUAACACAUGUAUGCUCUCUCACACACACACACACACACACACACACACACACACACACACACAUACACAAGCACACACAAACACGAACACACACUCAUCUGACACACCUGUGCAGAAGAGACAACGCUAUUGUGACAGUAACACCAGAUGUAGUUUUUCUGUUGAUGUCAAUGCCCUUUUGUCUUACCUCCAUGUGUGUGUGACCCCAUCAGCCCCUCCCUUCAGUGGCUUGAGUUUCUUUCCAAUGAUUUGGACGAACACUAAUCUCACACCGACAAAGGCAACGGUAGACAGAGCCAAAUGGUUUGCUAUGAACUGAUGUAUAAAAGUGAUAUUUAGUUUGAAAUCAUCUAUGCUGACCUUGUUGAAUACUCAUCGUUUUUUUUUUUUUCUGUAAUGCCUUUCUUGUGCCAAAGUUCUGCCCUUGUAAAGAACUUUCUACCAUGCCUAUUAUUAUGUUCAAAGCCUCUACAAGCAACGUAUACUGUCAAAGUCCUCCUCCAUGUCCGUCCUUACACGGUCUGCGGUUUUCACUCUGUAUCAGUUGUUGUUUAAAAUGCAGUAUUUCUACAAAAAUGUUUGUUUUUGUACAAGAACAAGAAGUUUUGUAGUACUUUGUAUCAUGGUAGCCCCUCCUGUGGACAACAUAUGUAGCAGAUACUAACUCAGCCCUCAAACUCUGACAACUGGUGGCUGUGGGGCUUCAAAACUCUGCUGUGUAGGGUUCAUCUCUCUCUCAUCACUCAGAGAUUAAGUCUUUUUUUUUUCUUUUUUUUUUUCCCGUCAGUCUCGUGGGGCCUGCUGUACAUAGUGUCUGGGGACAAUGUGGUGGAUUUCAGUGGGUAAGAACAAUGAAAAUUUAAAAGAAGUAGGUGACUCAUUCUAGAAAUUGCAACUGUCAGCGAAAGCACACUGACAAGCGUGGUUAAGUAACAGUGGUUAUGAUGAGUCACCAUGAAAGACAUAGUAAAAUAUGGAAGUGUUGCUUGUGUUAAAAAUGAACCUAAGUGUAGAUACCAGGCUGCAAUGUUGUUAUCACACUACAUUUUCGCCUUAAGAUACUGUAAAAAGAAAUACAAAUUUUAUCAUGGGAUUUUUGACUAGUAUCAAAUCUCAAAGUCUUACUUUUUUAAACUAGUGAAAAUAAUUAUAUAAUUAUACUAUAUACUAUAACCAAUACUGGGUUUUUGAGACCAUUACUUAUGAUGAUAUGUUGGCCAAUAGUUAAAUACAUAACAUAAACAAACUGUUUUGAUAAGGACACAUACUAAGUGGAACAUAUGACAGUUAAAAACAUCAACUUGUAAGUGCUCUCUGGUGGAUAAACUGUUUCUAAAUGACCUUUGACCUAUUUUUACAUUUCUGUACUGCAAUUUCUUGUUACUUAGCAGCUGACAUAUACAUCCAUAUCAAUAUAUCUGCUAUAAGCUAAUGUUGGCCCAGCCGAUUUAUUGGUGUAGCUAUAAAAAUAAUCAGUCUGUGCGCUAAGGCUGUCCUCUCGUCAUAUGUUCUAUACAAAUCAAGUUUUCUCAAAAAUUUAUUAGCAAUUUGUCACUAUCUAUAACCAAGGCAAGGAAUAUGACAGAUGGCUGCACCUGAAUGAAGAGAAAAUAGUUGAUUUGUAUUUGAAAUAGGUGGAAAUAAUCUCAUACCGCCGGAAGAUGUUUCUCACUUAUUUCAGAAAAUAUUACCUUUAGGACUACAUAGCAGACAAAAAUAACUUGAUGAGCUGUAGACUGUUGCACCACAAUGUCCAUUUAGCAGCUGAUCUGCAGUUUUCAGUCGUAUCAGAUGAUCUUCAUCAGCAGAUGGACUUUGCCCAGUUGUUAUGAAGUUUCAUUGUCUAUUUCAGCUUUUAAGCUUUUUAAAAAAUGGAAAUCCGAACAUCUAUACCUUUAAUAACUUACAACUCCAUUUGCUGAUGAAGAUCAUGUAAUAUGACAGAAAGCUCCAGAUUAGCUACUAAAUGGUGAAAUGUGGUGAUAAUUUUUUUUCAGCUGCUGAUUCCAAGAAGGAGCCUGAUAGGCCGCUUGUGAAUGUAGGAAACAGUGCAUCUGCAGCGAGUCUGAUGUGGGAAUAAACAGCAGCUUCGAGGCUCUUGCCGUAUGUUGCCAUAGCAAAUGUCUCACCUUUGCUCAUACGCCAGGCGCCACUUCACUCAUGUUGCCUCAAUCUCAGCAACUCGAGCCGUGAUGUUGAUGAUAGCUUAUGGGCAGAGAAGAUCAUUUAUCCACUAAUUGUCUCCAAAUGCGUAUUCUCUCCACAGAGUGACACGAUCACAUCUGGCCCCACGACACCUCUUGUCUGUUAACUCUGUUCCAUGUUGUGAAAUGACAAGCAUACUCGGUAGGUCACUACAUCACUGCCCCUGUCUUCCCACUCUACCCAGUUCACCAUCUGAUCUGUUAUUCCAGGGAUUUUAAAGACAAAAAAACAAACAAACAAAGACCCACACAAGGGCCAACGCCAGUGAUGACAUCUCCGCUGUACAUGAAUGGAUAUAGUUAAUGACUUAUUUAACAACCACGUAUAAUAUAUAUUAUGAAAACCGACAGGGAAGACGUAAGCCUGAAGCUACCAGUGUUGCUUGUCAUUUUCCAUCCGGCUAAAUCUAUUGGUGCGAGCUGAAGUGAUUGAAUACCCUGGAAACAUUUAUUAGAGACGACUCCAAAGGCUUCGCUGUCCUGUUGAAAACAAGUAUGAGCUCAUGGAAUUUGACAUUGAUGCAAGGUUUUACAAAUAAUGUCAUUAAAAAUGUCAUCAUUGUA